This is a messenger RNA of Pyricularia pennisetigena, 417 nucleotides long. RefSeq lists its product as uncharacterized. Lineage: Eukaryota; Fungi; Ascomycota; Sordariomycetes; Magnaporthales; Pyriculariaceae. Bases 1 to 417 code for a protein of 138 amino acids. The transcript is spliced from 2 exons. The record is from RefSeq and is a predicted model, not a curated record.
AUGGAUCGGGCGGAAGACCUCGUAAGGUCAAGGCCCGGCUCCAGGGGCCCGUCUCCAGGGAACAUGAGGCUUCCCCGGCACCCCAAGAAUCUCAACUACAUUGUUCACGAUCAAUGGGGAAGAGCACCCACCAAGGGACCUGCUCGCUCGUCUAACCCGAAGCACAAGGAUCCUCAGCGCAUACUACCCGACGAGGCGGUUGUUCAUAACGAUCCGGCGGCUGGUCAAGCCACUGCGGUUGGUAAAUUGCUCCGCUCACAAUCGGAUACAAUGGUAUCUGGUCUGGGAAACCCUCGACCCUCGGGCCCAGCAAACCGGUUGCACAUAUAUGGAAGCAACCCUGCAAAUAACCCAAUCAGUAACAUGCGUCCCAAUUACAGACAGACCUACAUGGAUCGAUUCCGCAGUCUAGUCUAA